AUGCUUAACCUCUUGAUCUCGGGGUACUUGGUGCUUUUUUUAGUUAACCCUUAUGCCUUCCUGCAAAGCAAGCUUGGCACCACGUGUUGCUGUUCCAAUUCAUUGUAUGAAGGCAUUUUUGGUCGAGUGCAAAUCUCUUGUUUCAUUUCAGUUUCUUGUGCACUACUACUGACACUGAAAGCUGUUGCAUAUUUCAACAGAGUGGUGGUGCGUAUAAUGAACAAAGGCAGCAUCCACAAAAAGGAGACGCACGGAACAAGCGACGACAUAAGCGAGAACACGCCUGUGGAGAAGGUCAGGGGCCCCAAUCUGUUUGAACGGACCAAGGAAGAGAUCGAGGCUCUUGUGGCGGCUGUUCACGAUAAGAUGGAGCACCAUUCCAGUCCCCGCGGGAAGGAGGGUGAAUUGCACAAGGAUUCCAAGGAACACAGCAAGGCAGACAUGCAUAAGAAGACCCACGAGAACGAAACUCAUGGUACAAGCAAUGAUAUAAGUGAGGACACGCCGGUCAGCAAAGUCAAAGGCCCGGGCGUGUUUGAACGUGCCAAGGAAGAGAUCGAAGCUAUCGUUGAGGCCAUCCAUCCGAAGAAAGAAUCCGACAAGUGA
Molecule: messenger RNA, 606 nt
Organism: Triticum turgidum subsp. durum (durum wheat)
Lineage: Eukaryota; Viridiplantae; Streptophyta; Magnoliopsida; Poales; Poaceae
Source: the annotation of a GenBank genome assembly